UACUGAUUAUUUUUGGUACUGUGUUGGCGUCGAGUACAGAUUACUUACGUUAAGACGACUCGCAUGAUCGCAUCCUUCCCAAUCAGUUGACUCUAAACUCUAUAACGUUCCAAAACUUUCAAAUCCUUAGCAAAACCUUCGGACAAAUGGCGAUCUCAAGCUCUCUUUUCUCUCCCUGCACUACCGUAAAAUCUUCUCUUUCAAAACCCCUGAUAAAUCUUCGCUGCCCCUCUCCCACUGCCUGCCUCAAAUCGAACCACCCCAAUUUCAAACUUUCCUCUCCCAAUCUCUUCAUCUGCACCCAGAAAGCCAAAACUAAAUUCAGAUCUCAUUACAAGUCUCCUACCCGAUCCCUCUUCACGGGCAUUGUUGAAGAAACGGGCGAAAUCAAACAAUUAGGCGUUGCCGAACACGGCGGGUUUGAGAUGAAAAUUCAUGCAAAAACAGUUCUUGAAGGCGUCAAGCUGGGCGACAGCAUCUCCGUCAACGGAACUUGCCUUACUGUGACAGAGUUCGAUACCCGUUUGUCCGAAUUUACUGUUGGAUUAUCGCCAGAGACCCUUAGGAAGACGUCGUUGAUCGAGCUCGUGCCGGGCUCGGUGGUGAAUUUGGAGAGGGCGCUUACGGUGGAGACGCGAAUGGGUGGGCAUUUUGUGCAGGGUCAUGUGGAUGGAACAGGUGAGAUUGUGGCUCUGGAAGCAGAAGGGGAUUCCUUGUGGGUGAAGGUGAGGACGACGCCGGAGUUGUUAAAGUAUAUUGUUCCGAAGGGGUACAUAACAGUGGAUGGGACUAGCUUGACUGUCGUGAAGGUGUUUGAUGAAGAGGAAUGUUUUAAUUUUAUGUUGGUUGCUUAUACCCAGCAGAAGGUGGUGAUUCCUUUGAAGAAGGUUGGGCAGAAGGUGAAUUUGGAGGUGGAUAUUCUUGGAAAGUAUGUCGAGAGACUUCUCAGUAGCGGGUUUGUUAGUUCUAUUAAAACUUCAUGAUAAAGAGGUACUAAAAUGUAGUUCUAUUUCUGCGAGUUUUCUCUUGUUGUCGUAUCGCUAUGUCACGUAUUUUGUGUUGCCUUCCAUUUCUUCUUGUUUUGUUUGGUGCAUUUGUAAGACAAUUGAAAACUGCAUGGAAUGUCUGUGUUUUGGCUGUGUGGAA
This is a messenger RNA of Malania oleifera, 1146 nucleotides long. Its product is annotated as riboflavin synthase. NCBI's taxonomy places the organism in Eukaryota, Viridiplantae, Streptophyta, Magnoliopsida, Santalales, Ximeniaceae. Gene Ontology annotation, molecular function: riboflavin synthase activity. The transcript has a single exon. Gene Ontology annotation, biological process: riboflavin biosynthetic process. The record is from RefSeq and is a predicted model, not a curated record. The coding region runs from base 147 to 983 and encodes 278 amino acids.